UAAGCUAAUGUGUCCAUGUUGUGUGUCAUUACUGCCUCCUAGUGACCACAAUAGUACAUAUCACUUGUAUUGAUAUGCGUUCUGUCCUGACUGAUAAGUACAAAUACGGCUAUGCUGCAAAGUAAGCUAUGGUUCAUCUUCAUGUGAAGAGACCCUCCUCCCAGGCACAUGCGGUAAUUUCAGCAAUGUCCAGUCGUCCCUCACGACAUCGCGGUUCCAAACCGCCCCCUCACUCUAUCACGGUUUUUCACAAAUUCAUUCAUUCAUAAAUGAUCUCCAUUUCCUGGUUGACAACGGUCUAUUAUUAGUCCAAGAAUAUGCAUAUUUAAGCAAAUUGUAUGUAUUUUUUUUGCACAAAUUAAGCAUUUUGAAGCAUAAAAAUGGCUAAAUGAACUAAAAUACAAAUACAGUAUGAGCCAUAAAGACCACCGUUCAACUUGUGAAUGUAGUAUUCUACACUGGUCACUAGAUGUUAGUAAUUAUCCACUGAGACAAGCACCAGACUUGAUUGCUGGAGCAACAAGCUUUUAUUGCAGGUUUAAAUGAUCUCACAGCAGCCACAAUAAUAAUAACAGGGCAUGCUGGGGCGGCCGUAGCCCACCACAAGCUGCAACUCAACUCUGUUAUUUCAUGUCUAGGGGGCUCUAAUAACGUCCAAAAAGUGCAUUUAGAAGAAUUGUAAACAGGUUUUCUAUGCUACAACUACAAAAAUAUUCCAUUCAUAGCUGAAAAUCCCUCAUGACGAUCAGUGUUGGAACCAAUGAACUCCCAUGAAGGAGAAAUUAAUGUUUUGUUUUUACGUACUUCUUUUUACACUGGUAUGAGGUUAAGAUUGUUAAAAGACAAAGACUGAGAUCAAGUUUGAUCUUAAUAUACACUUGUAUAUCAGUUCACAGUGAUACUUACAGCAUUUUUGGUUUUACAGUUUAACAGGUGAAUUAUUUUGACAUGAUCAAUUCUACAUCCACUGUUUUAUGGAUUUAAUUAUUUUAUAUUUCAGAUUUUUUUCAAUAUCGUAUAUGUUUCUGCUUUAGAGGGUCCGCUGUGUUGACGUAAUUUGUCAUUUGACAAACAUCAUACCCAACAUCAUAAACAUCUAUGAAGUUUAAAAAAAAAAGAAAAAAGGGUGAGGGUAUUUUUGUGGUCUGUAAAAAGAAAAAGGGUGAGGGUAUUUUUGUGGUCUGUGCGUGUUUGCUCAUGUCAGGCAGGGGAUGCUGGUACCAGCACCAGAGACCAGAUCAGAGAGCCUACAGGUUGAUAUCUCUCGUUAUUAUACAUAACUACAUACUGUAUGGUAUCUGGGUGGGGUUGUGGAUAUCCGCUUGAACAUCUCUCUGUGGAGUUUGCAUGUUGUGUGUGGAUUUUCUCCCAGGUACGUCUUCCCACAUUCCGAAAACAUGCAUGUUAGCUUCAUUGGAGACUAUAAAUUGUCCAUAAGUGUGAAUGUGAAUGGUUGAUGCUCGGUCCAGGGUAGGGUGUACUCCGCUUCUGGUCCAAAGUCAGCUGGGAUAGGCUCCAGCUCAUCUGUGAUCCUAAUGCAUGGAAUGGAGGAUGUCUAUCAAACAACACUAAAUUACAACAUUGCUUGAAAAAUGACCGGGAAGAGUGUGCCUGAGUGUUAUAAUUUGAGCUCAAAACUAUGCCACGAACAUAUUUUUGAUCUUAUUGUUUCGUACUUCCUGAAAAAUCUUGAUCUGUGCGAAAUGCGAGUGUAUUAUAAUACUUUCCGGAGAUGUGGCGGCCUCUAGCGGUGAAAAGUUGCACCUACGUUGAUUUACCGUCGUUUUCAGCAAACGUGGCAGUGACGUAGAAGCCGGAAAUGCCCCGGAUCGGAACUUUAACUCGGGUUGUUUUUUUUCACACCCUUUUACAGAGAGCCCUCUGAAAAUGGUGUAACUUAUUCACAAAACUGUCCGUCGUCAUUAGCAGAUCCACUCCAAGACGACGGCGUUGCAGUUCUAAGUGUGGGCUGGUGACAGGAUGACUUGCCGUGACCGGACCAUCGAGUUCCAGUCGGCCUGUAAAUCACUCCAAGGCAGACAGAAUGGAGUGCCGCCCAGUAAACCAGCUCUCAGCGCUCUCAGGCAGCGCAGUGACUUUACAGUCAUGGCCAAGAGAAUUGGAAAAGACCUGAGCAACACAUUUGCCAAGCUGGAAAAGCUCACAAUCUUGGCCAAAAGAAAAUCCCUGUUUGACGACAAGGCUGUGGAGAUUGAGGAGCUAACGUAUAUCAUUAAACAAGACAUCAACAGCCUAAACAAACAGAUAGCACAGCUGCAAGACUUGAUCAGGUCGCGUGGUGCUCCGGGUGGCAAACACAUCCAAACCCACUCCAACACGAUAGUGGUGUCCUUACAGUCGAAACUGGCCUCAAUGUCCAAUGACUUCAAGUCAGUCCUGGAAGUCAGAACAGAGAAUCUUAAGCAGCAGCGCAGCAGGAGAGAGCAAUUCUCCCAACCUCCUUCUGCCUCCUCUCCUCUGAUGGCCAAUAACUUCAGGAGCCGCAAAAAAGGGGCCCAGGAGCCGCAUGCAGCUCGCGAGCCGCGCAAUGACUACCAGGGCUUUACAACCUCAAAUGUAAAAGAGAGUUCAGUCCUGAUGCAGGAUGAGUCCAGGAGUCUGGGCGACGUGGCCAUCGACAUGGACUCCCACACUAAUCCCUUGCAGCUCCAGCUUAUUGAUGAGCAGGACUCCUACAUCCAGAGCCGUGCAGAUACUAUGCAGAACAUCGAAAGCACCAUCGUGGAACUGGGUUCAAUAUUCCAGCAGCUGGCACACAUGGUCAAAGAGCAGGAGGAGACCAUCCAAAGGAUCGACUCCAACGUGGAGGACACGCAGCUGAACGUGGAGGCGGCCCACUCGGAGAUCCUCAAAUACUUCCAGUCGGUGUCGUCCAAUCGCUGGCUGAUGAUCAAGAUCUUUCUUGUCCUCGUCAUCUUCUUCAUCAUUUUUGUCGUCUUCCUCGCUUGAAGGGCAAGUGGAGAAAGGAAGCACUUUGCAUGACGGGAAGAGAAGCUAAAGCUCGACUGGCUUUUGAAGGACACGGAAGGGAUGGUUAUACACAAGCUUUGGAUUCUCCUAGAAGAAAUACAAACUUUUCUUAGGAGACGUGAUCUUAAUCGCGCGGAGGAAUGGACAACUUUUUCCUCAAGAAGUUCUCUUAAAGCCCCACUUUUGUAGUGCGUGAAUAGAAAGCUGCUCCGACUUCGACCAAUUAUUCAUAAACAUUUAAUCCAAAUGGCUUUAAAUUAAUGGUUUGAUUCUCCAAACUGUCUUUUUUUUAUUUAGUUUCUCACGUUUUGUUCCACCCCUUUACUGUUUAUGACUUUACUGUUUCCAAGCCAAACUGCAAACUCCCCCUCAGACUGCUUUGCCUCUGAGAUGAUGCUCAUUUUUCAUCAGUGUUUCUUUUUUUGUUUGUUUUGGGGGGGGGUUCCCCCCUCUGGUGACAAUGUGAAAUAUUUUUAGAUAUGUUUUGUUUAUUUGCCAAAUGUAUAAAGGAGCAGUGGCACAGCUGACGCAAUAGUCGAGCACAAGCAGACCAGCUCAGGAGAACUUUGCUGACAGAAGCCCCAGCUGGUCCAAGUACGAAAGACUGCUUAUGCAACUAACAGAGCAUUUUGGAAUGAAACCAUACGGACCCGGUGGUCCACAGAGUUUCCAGUCUUCAAAAAAAAAAAGUUUUCAGGUUUGACAUCAGUACUUAUGAAGGGGUUUGAAGGCACCCUAACCAACCCUGGAAGUGUCUUGUUUGGAUGUCUCACACACAGACUCCCCUCUUGAUCUCAUGUACAGGAUGUUAUUUAAAUGACCAAUUUUUAAGAAGAAAGAAUUCAUUCUUCCACAUUUUUUUUUUUUUAGCUGACUGCCUUACCUUCUGUGUACAAAGUGCAAAUAGUGACAACGGUGUAUUGAUCGGAAAAUGCAUAUGAAUAAAACAAUAAUAGGGUGCUGGCA
Dunckerocampus dactyliophorus (ringed pipefish) is the source of this 3957-nucleotide messenger RNA. It is a transcript of the gene stx5a, whose product is annotated as syntaxin 5A. The record is from RefSeq and is a predicted model, not a curated record. Gene Ontology annotation, molecular function: SNAP receptor activity; SNARE binding. Gene Ontology annotation, cellular component: endomembrane system; Golgi membrane; SNARE complex. The transcript is spliced from 12 exons. Gene Ontology annotation, biological process: intracellular protein transport; vesicle fusion; endoplasmic reticulum to Golgi vesicle-mediated transport. Bases 1981 to 2970 code for a protein of 329 amino acids. NCBI's taxonomy places the organism in Eukaryota, Metazoa, Chordata, Actinopteri, Syngnathiformes, Syngnathidae.